AUGAAUUGUCCAAUACUUCCAAAAAGAGCAAAGCCGAAGAACAACAGCAGCAGCAGCAACAAUAUUAGUCGUCUUCCGCGUAAAUUGGAAGAAAUCUUACAAUAUGCAGAGCCUGAUGUGGAAGUACUUUUGGAUGGACAAAUCAGGUAUUGGAUUGAUACAAGGACAAAGGCAAGAUGCUUCUUCUUGUAUGCCAAAAAUCUACAUGUCCUAUGGUCAGAAGAAAGCAGCAAGUGGAGUCUGCCCCAAUAUAAAGAGCAUCCAAGUGAUCAACCUGUUCAAGUUUACGAAAUGGAAACAGUUCUAUCACUAGCUGUUGGUGGAAGUUUUGAUGCAGAAAAGCUUUCAAGGGGAGUAGCGUACAAGGUUUCACUUGUGGUGUUAUUGAAGAAAUUUCUUUCAGGAUGGGAAUCUCCACUGCAAACAAUACUUGUUAAGCCUGAUGGUACCAAAGAACAUCAAAGUAUUGAAGAUCUUAUGGAAAAACCAAAAAGAGAAUGGAUAAAAAUUCAACUAGGGACUUUCAUCAUUCCACAAGAAAUGGAAAGUAUCACAAAUUUGGAAUUCUAUGUGCAUGAAAGGAAAGGUAGAAAACUUAAGAUGGGACUGGUUAUUAAAGGUGUUGAAGUUUCUGUCUAAAUUCUUCUACUAAAUAUUAUGAGUAACAAAAUA
This is a messenger RNA of Solanum verrucosum, 672 nucleotides long. RefSeq names its product protein PHLOEM PROTEIN 2-LIKE A1-like. Lineage: Eukaryota; Viridiplantae; Streptophyta; Magnoliopsida; Solanales; Solanaceae. The record is from RefSeq and is a predicted model, not a curated record. The transcript is spliced from 3 exons. Bases 1 to 639 code for a protein of 212 amino acids.